AUGGUAACUGGAACAACAACAAAAACUUCCGUGGUUGUAGAUAUCGGGAAAACCGAGAAUACUGGGCAGUACAAAUAUGGAAACACCCAGCAUAAAAUCACACUUCACAAAAUUGAUCAUCAGCCUGAUAAAGGUUACAAAAAAUAUGUCCAUACGCUUACUGGUGAUUGCGUUGUUGGAACUAUAAGGUACGGUAAUAAGGACCAAAAUGGAUUUGAUCUGAAAGACCAAAACUGCAUAGAAGUUACUGUCUACUAUUUGGAGCAUGACAGAAACAACGCCUUUCCAUUUAUAGUUGGUAUUACAAAGGAUAAAACUAGCUAUGAAUAUUUUACUAAGGAUCAUUCCGCAGACUCAACCAAUUGGGGAAAGACAGAUAUUACUAGCGAUGAUGCCCUCAAAAAUAAACUUUCAGAAAUAAAUAAAGCUACACAUUUAGUACUUUUAAAUGUAGAUGCGGAAACUAGAAGUACAUACUACUCUAAUGGAACAAAAACAUCUCCAUUUACACAUCCAAAUAUUGAAAUAAAAGUUUCAGAACCCAAAUGUGUUCAGACUGUUUACAAAAAGUUCGAUCAUACUCCAACUGGUGGAUCUAUUCGGAUACUGAACACUGUUGGUAAAGGUUCCAGUCUUUAUCCGUUAAUUUCAAGCGAUUUAUAUACUUGCUAUACUAGUGCUCACUUCUAUACUUGGAGUGGAGAUAAGGAGAAUAACAAGAUCCUUCUUGAGCUAAAGUCUACUGGUUCAAUGUACUUCAAAUUUGAGGGGGGAAAUGGUUAUACUACGGUGGAAGCCAAUCAAACAUAA
This is a messenger RNA of Theileria equi strain WA, 810 nucleotides long. RefSeq lists its product as hypothetical. Bases 1 to 810 code for a protein of 269 amino acids. The record is from RefSeq and is a predicted model, not a curated record. Lineage: Eukaryota; Apicomplexa; Aconoidasida; Piroplasmida; Theileriidae. The transcript has a single exon.